This is a messenger RNA of Mytilus californianus (California mussel), 4902 nucleotides long. Its product is annotated as SWI/SNF complex subunit SMARCC2-like. Gene Ontology annotation, molecular function: histone binding; nucleosomal DNA binding. NCBI's taxonomy places the organism in Eukaryota, Metazoa, Mollusca, Bivalvia, Mytilida, Mytilidae. Gene Ontology annotation, biological process: positive regulation of DNA-templated transcription. The transcript is spliced from 25 exons. The coding region runs from base 12 to 3323 and encodes 1103 amino acids. Gene Ontology annotation, cellular component: SWI/SNF complex; npBAF complex; nBAF complex. The record is from RefSeq and is a predicted model, not a curated record.
GCUGCCGGAAAAUGGCGUUGCAAAGAAAGAAAGACGGCUCUCCGAACGUUAAGUUUUUCGAAGCCGUAGAGACAAUAGCACAAUUUGAUUCAGUCAGAACUUGGUUAAACAAAAACCACAAAAAGUAUAUCCAGGCAGAUCCACCUACAAAUAAAAGUUUAUCAAGUCUUGUCAUCCAGUUGUUACAGUUCCAGGAAGAAACAUUUGGCAAACAUGUCAAAAAUCCAGCAAUAACCAAAUUACCUAUGAAAUGUUUCCUUGACUUUAAAGCUGGUGGAUCUUUAUGUCAUAUUAUAGCAGCUGUGUAUAAGUUUAAAAGUGAUCAAGGAUGGAGACGAUUCGAUUUCCAAUCUCCAUCCAGAAUGGAGAGAAAUGUGGAGAUGUUUCUACAGAUAGAAAGGUCAUUGGUGGCCAACAAAUGUCUGACAAUGCCAUGUAUUUUCAUGAGUCCAGAAUUAGACAAACAAUUGACAGGAAGACUGAAAGACAUUGCCAAACGUCAUCAGGGGAGUGUCACAGAUGAUGAAGAUGAUGCCACCCACAUUGUGAAUCCUGUCACAGAAGAUCCUUCAGAGGAGGAAUAUGUUCGUCUUGUUUCAAAGAGAGAUAAAUAUGCCAUGGUCCAUUGGAUAAACUUUCCUGACAGUUAUGAUACUUGGGUGGCUGAUCUGAACUUGGAUGUAGAACCAGAACCAAUACAACAUCACGGUGGUAGUUGGGAGGUAACAGCAAAGUGGUUGUUAGAUCUGGAAGAAUACAACGAGUGGAUGAAUGAAGAAGAUUAUCUUAUGGAGGAAGAGUAUGAAUCUAAAAAAGGAAAGAAACCUAAAAGUGUUAGGAUGACAGUUGAUGAGAUGCUGGCCAACAAUGAUUCAGAAAAGAAAGACAAGAAGGAUAAGAAGAGUAAACGUAAGAGAUCACCAUCUCCUCCACCUGUUACAGAGAAGUUAAAAAAGAGAAAGAGUGGUAGGAACUCCACAGCUCCAGGUUCCUCCAGUAAGAGACGUUCAAACCGUGACGAGGACGAAGACGACCUGACUAAAGAGAUGGACGAUCCUUCUCCUGAGACAAAUAUUACUGAAGUACAACUCUCUAAACAAUGGUCCAAUAAAUAUCUAAGUUUCCUGCAAGGGCGUGGUCAAAACUCCCAAAAGUCGAACCAGCCCAAUGCCAGCAGAACUCAGAAGGACAGUGAAAAUCAACCAAUCAAAGGAGGAACCAUGAUAGAUUUAGAUGAGGAAUCAGUGGAUAAGUUUGUAGAUGAAGGAAGAGCAGAGGAGGAAGUUGAAGAGACCAAAGUUGAGGAUGACGAUGAUAAUGUGACGGAACAGACCCACCAUAUUGUUGUACCAAGUUAUGCUUCUUGGUUUGAUUAUAAUGCUAUACAUGCCAUAGAGAAACGAGCCUUACCAGAAUUCUUCAAUGGAAGAAAUAAAUCUAAAACUCCUGAAAUAUUAGUAGCAUACAGAAACUUCAUGAUAGAUACAUACAGACUUAAUCCAACAGAAUACCUUACCAGUACUGCCUGUCGUAGAAACUUAGCUGGAGACGUUUGUGCAAUAACUCGAGUGCAUGCUUUCCUAGAGCAAUGGGGACUUCUUAAUUAUCAAGUGGAUGCUGAAAACAGACCAUCAUCAAUGGGACCACCACCCACAUCACAUUUUCACAUCAUGGCAGACACACCAUCUGGUUUACAACCUGUCAAUCCACCAAAGAUCAAUCAGCCAUCAGCAGCUAAACAGAUUGUAAACUUUGAUGAUAAAGAGAAUGGUCGGGAGUACGAUGAGAGGAAAGAGUUAUCUAACUUUAGUCUUAGAAUGGACCAGUACAGUAAAAAGGCUCUAAAGGAUAAAGGAGCAGCAACACGUUCCCGUGAAUGGACCGACCAGGAGACUCUUUUGUUAUUAGAGGCCUUGGAGAUGUAUAAAGAUGACUGGAAUAAAGUCAGUGAACAUGUUGGCAGUCGGACACAAGAUGAAUGUAUACUUCAUUUCCUUAGACUGCCUAUAGAAGAUCCGUUCAUGGAAGAAGACUUUGGUCAUUUAGGUCCAUUAGCAUACCAGCCUGUACCAUUUUCACAAAGUGGUAACCCUAUUAUGUCAACAGUAGCUUUCUUAGCCUCAGUUGUGGAUCCGAGAAUAGCAUCAUCUGCAGCUAAAGCAGCUUUAGAACAAUUUUCUAAGAUGAAGGACGAAGUACCUCCUGCUUUAGUAGAUGCCCAUGUGAAGACUGUUGAAGAAGCAGUUAAAGAAGGGAAAGAUGUGGACCAGAACUUUGGUCUUGAGAAAAGUGGUAUUGCUGGAACUGCUCCAGAAAAAGAGGAAGAGGAAGCAGAUAAGGACAAGGAAGGAAAAUCAGAAGAAAAGAAAGAUGAAAGUAAAGAGGAAGGAAAAGAGAAAGAUAAGUCUGAAGAAUCCAUGGAAACAGACCAGGAAAAACUAGAUGACAAAUCAGAAGAAAAGAAAGAAAAAGAAGAGGAAGGCAGGAAAGAGGAAAAACCAGAAAAGGAAGAGACCAAAGCAGAAGGAGAACAAGAGAAGAAAACAGAUAGUGACGUAAAGACAGAGGAUAAAGAAGAAGAAAAUAAAGAAAAAACUGAAGUUGUUGCUUGGAAACCAGAUGGGAAUAUUGCAACUGCUGCUGCAGCAGCACUUUCAUCAGCUGCUGUGAAAGCUAAGCAUCUUGCAGCUGUUGAAGAAAGGAAAAUUAAAAGUUUAGUUGCCCUGUUGGUAGAAACACAGAUGAAAAAGUUAGAAAUCAAGCUACGACACUUUGAAGAGUUAGAAACUAUAAUGGACAGGGAAAGAGAUGCUCUUGAGUACCAAAGACAGCAGUUGUUACAAGAGAGACAACAGUUCCACAUGGAACAAAUCAAGGCUGCUGAACACAGAGCAAGACAGAUGGCCAUGCAACAGUUAGUCACAGAACAGAGAAGUCAAGGUUCAACAUCAGAUCAACCAGGUUCACCAGCUCCAUCCCCUUUACCUGCAGCUUCAGCCAGCUUAGCAGCAGCAGUUAAUUAUCCAAUGACAGGCUCGCCUAUGGCUCCAAUGCCUCCACCUGGUCCUCAGGCAGCACAACAGGCAUCACAAGAAUCUCCAGCACCUCCUACAUCAGCAUCACCAGCCCCUCUCAUGUCCGCACCAUCAGAUCCACCCACCCAACCUCAGACACAGAAUGUACCUCUACCAGCUUCAGUAGGAAAUACAGAUGUACCGCCAGAAGGACUUUCUCAGAAACCUGAAGAAAUGCAGCUAGAACAGCCUGAACCAAUGGCAGUUGACUCACAGCCUCAACCAUUACCAUCAUCAUCAUCAUCAUAGAUUAUCUCCCUUUGUGUUCCUCUUAAAUUUGAACUGGAAACAAAGAAUUUUAUUGCUGAGAUCUGACCAUUAUAAUUCAUUCAUUUCAUCAUGUCAUUUUGACCAUGCUCAUAGCUCAUAUCAUAUCAGACAUCCAGUGAAGCAUUUAUUUUAUCAACUUGGAUUUUCAAUGGAGAGAUGUUCAGGCUUAAUGUGAUCUUUAAUAGGAUUACAGGUGUCAAGAAUCGUAUAAAUGAAUGACCAUGCUAUGAAUGAUCUAGGAAAAAUGUUUUCAGAAGAACAAUCCAAUUUAAAUGACAUGAAAUAGUAGUGAGAAUUCAUUGAAAUAUAAAAUGAUCAAUUAGUCCUAAUGUUGUGCACAUUGUGUUUUAUGUCAUUGUAAAUGUUUGGUGCUGCAUCAUAAUGUAAAUACAUCAAUAUAAUCAUUAAAAACAUGAAAACAAACUUCAUUUUACAACUUUUCACACAUUUGUAUACUUUAUAUUAAUAAUAAUAUUGUUUGCUUUAAAGUUUAUAUAUAUGAAAUGUUGCCAUUGAUUUUCAAACUUGAUGCAAAUUUUACAACAUUCAUAUUAAUUUAAUAAAAUUUUAGAAUGAGAACAAAUAGUAGGAGAAAAUUAAGAAUCAACUGGCUUGUCAUCAUGAAUUGUUUUUAUUUGUAAGAUUUGGGCAAUUUAAUGAAAAAGAAAUGAAUUCCCCUAUUAACCUUACAUUAAAACAUUUCUCUGAAAGGAUAGUGAAAGGCAUUAUGUCAUUUUAGUUUCUAGUAAUUUUUUCUGGGCUCUAGGUCAUAAAACUUUACUCAGUACUCGGAGUACAAAAUUUGUGCUAUAAACACCAAAUCCAGGAUUUUGAUUGGUUGAUUUUUGAGUCUGAGUAAGAAAAUCGUGCUCGAAAGUUUUAUGACCGCAAGGCCAGAUCUCUUGGCCACAAAUAGAGAGCUAUUGGCAAUAUACAGGUCUAAGUAUUUUUUUUGGGGGGGGGGGGGGGGGGGGAUGUGUCAUUAAAUACAAGAUGGUGAUUGGUAAGGUCUUUGUACCAGGUAUGAAAUAUGAGCUGGGACCCAGUAAGCCACUGUCCUUAAGAUAUGACCUUGGCUACUGAUAUUUUUUUUUUAUUUUUUGCAUUGUUAUACAGCAGUGGACUCAAUGAUAAAAGCUUGGCUAGUAUAAGAGUAGUAGAACUGAACAUUUUCAUUUCUUUUCUACAAACCCAGUUCUACUCUCUGCAAAAUGCCUUGAAAACUUCUACUUGAUCAUUGGAAAUGCAGAAAUUAAUACAUUUGAUAUUUGGAUGCAUGAUCAGAUGUAAAUUCAUGAUGUUUAACUGAUGUGAAAAAAAUGCAACUGAGUUUAGACAACUCCAUUUACAAUUGGCAUUUUCACUCACUUUAACCUAAAAGCAAAAUACAAUUUUGUGAUAUUCAAGUCUUGGAACUUAAGUGAUUUUAUAGUUGUCACCUCUAUAAAGUACAUUUUAUUACAUUGUACUUUUUUAAGUCUUAAAUAUGAAUAUGUGUUGUAUAGUAAUGUAGUGUAAACACUGAUUAAAAAGUGAAAAAAUAAAUUUUGAUAGAUAA